Messenger RNA from Dentiscutata erythropus, 1116 nucleotides. The record is from the annotation of a GenBank genome assembly. NCBI's taxonomy places the organism in Eukaryota, Fungi, Glomeromycota, Glomeromycetes, Diversisporales, Gigasporaceae.
AUGGGUGUUAAAUUAGAUAAACCUAUAGCAAAUGCCAAAAGCGGAUUUUAUACAUUUCAAAUAAGAGGCGGAAUAUAUCAUUCAAUAGGAUCUCUUUUACCGUCGGAUGGAAUACCAAGAGAUGAUAAUAACUUAGAUCAACGCGUAUACAAUAAACCAACAGCUUCUCAAGCCGCUGCCAUAUGGGUGGAAGGCAAUGAUCACAUAAGUUGUACUGAACGCGAUAUAAUAGUGCAAUCACGAUCACAAGGCUUACAAAGAGGUGACUAUGGUUGGCAUCCUAACAUAUUUCAAAAUAUGUCUAACGAAAAAGUCACUGCAAGGCAAUAUUAUGCUUACAAACUUCAUUUCCGAGAGCCUUUAUCAUUACUUUUUUUUGGUGGUCAACUUUUCCAACAGUAUAUUGUAGACAACUAUGUCAAAAUAGAAUCUGCGCGUUUUAAUUAUUUGCGUUUUACUCAACACAAAAUCUGCAAAAAACAUUAUCAAGGUCUACAAGACUCAUUUCAAUCAGGAAUAACUAAUGCAUCAGACAUAGGACAAAAAGUACUUUUACUCUCAUCCUUUAUUGGAGGUUCCCAUAAUAUGUACCAAAGAUAUCAAGACACAAUGACAUUAGUACAGACCUUUGGGAAACCAGACGUAUUCAUAACAAUAACGUGCAACCCUCGAUGGCCCGAAAUUACAACAGAACUAAUGCCAAUGCAAACUCCACAAGACAGACCAGACCUAACAGUACAAGUUACCAACAAAGAUGAAAUAAGUCAAUACUUAGACACUCGGUGGGUCUCAGCAUCGGAAUCAUGCUGGAGAAUUUUCGGGUUUGACCUGUCGCAAAUUAAUCCUUCUAUACUACGACUUCAAAUCCACCUUUCCGAUAAACAAAAUAUAACAUAUCCUGAAUCAUCAGACAUAACUAACAUUCUCGCAGAUGAACAAAAUAAGAAAACAAUGUUAACUGAGUACUUUGAAGUAAAUAAAGUUGAUUCAGAAGCACGAAAUUACACAUACCGCGAAUUUCCCCAACAUUAUGUUUGGAACAAAACUUCAAAAAAAUGGACAAAACGCAAGCAAAAAAAAAAUGAUAGGAAGAAUUUAUACUGUCAACCAAAGUGA